This is a messenger RNA of Pochonia chlamydosporia 170, 531 nucleotides long. RefSeq lists its product as hypothetical. The record is from RefSeq and is a predicted model, not a curated record. Lineage: Eukaryota; Fungi; Ascomycota; Sordariomycetes; Hypocreales; Clavicipitaceae. The coding region runs from base 1 to 531 and encodes 176 amino acids. The transcript has 2 exons.
AUGAGGUGGAUGGAUGGCGUCUUGAUUGCCUGCCGAAAUUUACUCCAGCCGCUUCGAAAUCAACCAGAGUCCAGACAGAGACUGACGUUGACAAAGCCACGUCUAAUCAGACAGCGUACACAAACCCUGGUCGAGUCUACUGCAGUCAGGUGGCCUGACUGCCACUUUGGCACCAUCCACAGAGGUGGAGGUGCUGAGCGGGGGCAGUUCGUACAGUUGAUUGACCAUGGCCAACCGGGUGAUGAUGAACCGAUGGGAAUACCAAUCAAUACGGUCUGUUCCAACAUUGGGUAUAUUUGGUACAAGAUACCGACGAGUCACGAUUGCGCCAGACAUCUCUUGCUACAGGCUGGUAGGUUGGCAGCGAAUUGGACAAUUACCAAGCAUAGCCAUAUCAAUGUCGCAAUUCGAGCCGCUGGACCCGUCGUACAUUGCGCCAACUCCAGACAAGUGCUGCUGCUAUUCUUGGUGUCUAGUGCGGAUCGCAACGAUUGCCUCGAAAUCCCUACCUUCUCUGUGCUGACACGAUAG